Molecule: messenger RNA, 2583 nt
Organism: Anguilla rostrata (American eel)
Lineage: Eukaryota; Metazoa; Chordata; Actinopteri; Anguilliformes; Anguillidae
Product: dnaJ homolog subfamily C member 11-like
Exons: 15
Coding region: 71-1741 (556 amino acids)
Biological process (GO): cristae formation
Source: RefSeq, a predicted model, not a curated record
UUCUAAGCGCCAUGACCGCACAUACGAUCACACCAGAAACAGUCUGAGGCGGGGAUGAAAGGUUGAAAACAUGGCGGCGGCCUUGGACGAGGAGGAAAUUGACAAUGAUGAUUAUUAUUCUUUACUAAAUGUCAGGAGGGAGGCGACCCAGGAGGAGCUGAAGGCGUCGUACCGGCGGCUAUGCAUGCUGUACCACCCCGAUAAGCACCGCGACCCGGAGCUCAAAAGGCAAGCGGAGCAGCUGUUUAAUCUGGUGCACCAGGCUUACGAGGUGCUGAGCGACCCCCAGUCCAGAGCCAUCUAUGACAUCUACGGCAAGAGGGGGCUGGACGUGGAAGGCUGGGAGGUUGUGGAGAGAAAGAGGACGCCCGCGGAGAUCCGGGAGGAGUUCGAGCGGCUCCAGAGAGAGAGGGAGGAGAGAAGACUACAGCAACGGACCAACCCAAAGGGGACAAUCAGCGUGGGCGUGGACGCCACCGAUCUCUUCGACCGCUAUGAAGAGGAGUACGAGGACGUGCCGGCCGGUGGCUUUCCACACCUGGAGAUCAACAGGAUGCACAUCUCGCAGUCCAUAGAGGCUCCUCUAACGACCUCAGACACAGCCAUCCUCUCCGGCUCUCUCUCUACACACAACGGCAAUGGAGGGGGCAGCAUCACCUGUGCAUUGCGGAGGGUAACCUCUGCCAAGGGCUGGGGGGAGGUGGAGCUGGGUGCUGGAGACUCACACGGGCCGGUCUUUGGCAUGAAGUUCUUCCGCAACCUGACCCAGCGCUGCUUCCUGACGGCGCAGUGCAACCUGCAGUUCUCCUCCCGGGGCGUCCGGCCGGGCGUGACCACGGUCCUGGCCCGGCACCUGGACAAGAACACCAUGGGCUACCUGCAGUGGCGCUGGGGCACGCAGUCCUCCAUGAACACCAGCGUCGUCCGCGACACCAAGACCAGCCACUUCACCUUCGCCAUGCAGGUGAGCGCGGUCUGGGUCUCACAGCGCUUUGUCCUGUGGGCGGCGGGUUUAACGGCGUCUCUGCGCUCGUUCGGCAGGUCGGGGUUCUUCGGCACGGUGGUGGAGUACGGCGCGGAGACGAAGAUCAGCCGGCACAGCAUCCUGGGAGCCACCGUCAGCGUCGGGGUACCCCAGGGCGUGUCCCUAAAGAUAAAGCUGAACAGGGCCAGUCAGACGUACUUCUUCCCCAUCCACCUGACGGAUCAGCUCCUGCCCAGCGCCGUCUUCUACGCCACUGUGGGGCCGCUGGUCUUCUACCUGGCCAUCCAGCGGCUCGUCAUCAAGCCCUACCUGCGCGCGCAGAAGGAGCAAGAGCUGGAGAAACAGCGAGAGGGCGCUUCCACGGAAACAGCCCGGAAGAAGCAGGAGGCAGAGUCAGCUGUUCUGCUGAUGCAGGAGUCUGUUCGCAGGAUCAUCGAGGCCGAGGAGUCCAAGUUGGGUCUCAUCAUUCUGAACGCCUGGUACGGCAAGUUUGUGACCGACAACAGCCAGAGGCACGAAAGGGCAAAGGUCAUCGACGUGACCGUGCCCCUCCAGUGCCUGGUGAAGGACUCCAAACUCAUCCUCACAGAAGCCUCAAAGUCGGGCCUGCCGGGUUUCUAUGACCCCUGCGUGGGCGAGGAGAAGAGCCUGAAAGUGCUGUAUCAGUUCCGGGGCGUGAUGCACCAGGUCCUGUCCCGGGACAACGAGGCACUCAGGAUACCAAAGCAGUCUCACAGGAUCGAUGCGGACACCUAAGGGCCUAAAGUCUGCGGGACCAGCAGACACGAGGCUGACGGAGAGGUGCACAGACAGCUGGACUGGGACCCCGGAGAGACUCUGAGACCCCAAAACCCCUUUCCCUCAAGUCCCUUACGCGUGUCUGUCCCCAGUUUUCAAUUGCCUGUAUCAAUCCGCGUCUAUAUAUACAGAACCAUACGACUUAAAAUGAUAUAUAUAAAUAUCACAUUAUAUAUAUAUACAUAUAUAUAUAGGUAUGUGCAUAUAUAUGUAUAUAUAUAUGUAAUGAAAGGUUGUGUAUUUCAGCAAGUGUCAACAAUUGCCAUCUUGUUUCCCUGAGUCCCCAAAAGGAUGGUGUCAGAAACUACAUUUGUGGGUGCACGUGUUCGCUUGUCCAACGCACAUGCACAUUGUGUGGACAGCCCCCCCCCAUUCUCUCAAUAUUCCAUAUAUCAUGGGAUGAUCAUGUCUCUGAAGAGAUGUACAGCUGACAUGUAAACCCCCCAUGCCCCCCCCCCCUCCCCUGCCAAACAUGGCUCCCAGUGAACAGAAAUGCAUGACCCCUGCACGUUAUGCAGACGGUGUACGGAACGCUACAGUGCCUCAGCUUGACCUUUGACCUUGUGAUACAGGCUCCAUCAGCCUGUCAGAGAGAUGUGAUGUUACCGUAUCAGUGACGAUGUCAGAGUGCGAGAACAGUUUGAAGAAGGAAGAACAUGGCAAAAGACCCAAGUGAAUCUGCCAGGGUGGCGGCCAUUUUAGAAGUGCUUCUCUCAGUGACCUUAUCAUUGGUUGACAUAACGAACCCUUUGAGUAAUAAGCUUGUUUUUGAUGACACAAAUAAACCUCGUAGAGAAAGA